Neospora caninum is the source of this 960-nucleotide messenger RNA. RefSeq lists its product as hypothetical. NCBI's taxonomy places the organism in Eukaryota, Apicomplexa, Conoidasida, Eucoccidiorida, Sarcocystidae. The record is from RefSeq and is a predicted model, not a curated record. The coding region runs from base 1 to 960 and encodes 319 amino acids. The transcript has a single exon.
AUGGUGAGUGGGGCUGUCGAUGUGAGUGUUGGCCGUAGGAGGCGAGGAUCUUCCGGAGGGAGUUCGUACUGCUGCUCAGAACGGGGGCCAGGCGAUUACCGUCCAGCGCUAGUUGCUGUGGCUGCUGCACUGACGCUUGUUGGGAUGGCUACACUUCUGGGGGCAAAGCGGCUUUUCGCUGGCGACGAGGGCGGCAGAAGGCUGACAGUGUACAGACUUUUCGGUCGUUUUGCCGAACAUAAUCGCCGCCAUGUGAGAGUGCACCACCCUCGAGUGGGCUUCGUGAGUGAAGAAGACCCUUUCCCAAGAGAGACGCAGGUUGCAAAUGAACGCCGUACCUCGAGUGAGCAGCCAUCGUCACACUUGCCUGCCACGCGUGAAAUGGCCCCAGCUGCUCCAGUUGGUGGCGCCUUUGAACUUGACCCAAAUGAAGCGGAAGCGCAGAAGCAGCGACAGACCAGAGAGGGGGGAAAAGACGCAGCCGCAACAAAUGCUACUUUUGAGCGACAACCGCCCUCUGAUAUGUGGCAUCAUCCUCACGAUAAACAUUCCACGGAGACCCAGCUCAUGCCCGUGGGCGCCCUCGGAGAGGCACAGGCGUUCGCAUGGGGUCAACAGGGAAAACGACGUCCACUUUUGUUUUAUAUCCUUAUGGCAUUGGCAGGUGCGAAAUGUUUGAAGCAUAUUUUUCAGCUGCAGGGUAGCGUUGACCCUGCCGCGCCGUCUGGGCCGUCCCCUCUGGCUGAUAUGGGACCGGAAAUCCUAUCUCUCGUAUUGCCUGAUUUCACCAACUCUAGCGGCAGGAUGCUUCUCGACAGACCGUUUUUUUCCCUGCCGAUCGACAUCCCGAGUCGAGAAUCCACCCCUAGUACACAGGCGAUGAUCUCUCCAACAGCUCCUGGACCAGCUUCAGUCAGCAUGGAGACUCCAGGGCCGUCACGAAGGGCGAGCGUAUCAUGA